Messenger RNA from Meleagris gallopavo (turkey), 5135 nucleotides. The record is from RefSeq and is a predicted model, not a curated record. Lineage: Eukaryota; Metazoa; Chordata; Aves; Galliformes; Phasianidae.
UUUAAACACACUAAAAUGCAAAAUUUUGCUUUCUUAAUAGUGAAGAGGAAAAAAAGUUCAAAAACAGAAGCCAAGGGCACUGUGACUAAAGUAACAGGGAAAAAAAUAACGAAGAUCAUUGGUUUAGGAAAGAAAAAGCCAUCAACAGAUGAACAGACCUCAUCAGCUGAAGAAGAUGUUCCAACAUGUGGAUAUCUCAAUGUGCUCUCAAAUAACCGUUGGCGUGAGCGCUGGUGCCGAGUGAAAGACAAUAAACUCAUUUUCCACAAGGACAGGACAGAUCUGAAGACACACAUUGUUUCUAUCCCUCUCCGUGGAUGUGAAGUCAUCCCAGGACUGGAUUCAAAGCAUCCUCUGACCUUCCGACUGCUUCGAAACGGGCAGGAGGUUGCUGUUCUUGAGGCAUCUUCCUCUGAAGACAUGGGCAGAUGGAUAGGGAUGCUGCUUGCAGAAACGGGAUCUUCGACAGACCCCGGAGCUCUGCACUAUGACUACAUCGAUGUGGAAAUGACAGCAAGUGUCAUCCAGGCUGCAAAACAGACCUUCUGUUUUAUGAACAGGCGAGUUAUAUCCACAAAUCCAUACCGAGGAAGCACUGCCAAUGGCUAUGCAUGUCCGAGUGGAAUGGCACUUCAUUACGAUGAUGUUCCCUGCAUAAAUGGAUCGUGGGAACCAGAAGAUGGCUUUCCUUCUUCUCGUAGCAGGAACAUGGGAGAAGAAAUGCUUUAUGAUAACGCAGGCCUGUACGAUAACUUGCCAUCUCCAAAAAUCUUUGCGCGCUAUCCGCCAGCUGACAGGAAAACCAAUAGGUUAUCUACUGACAAACUCUCCUCUAACCAUUACAAACACCCUGUCUCAUCCAAUCUGUCUUCUGCUCAGUCUGUCACUAAUACCUCUGCUGUGGGGAGGGGAUCUGUCUCACAGUUUAAAGGCAAGAAACCUCCUGCAACUGCUAACGGGAUCACUGGAAAAGUGAGAACAUUAAAUAGCCAACCAAAGAAACCUGAAUCGGUGUCAUGUGUGAAGCGCACAGCAUCCAAUGCAGAACAGUACAAAUAUGGUAAGAAUCGUGUGGAGGCUGAUGCAAAGAGGUUACAGAGCAAAGAAGAGGAACUGCUAAAGAGGAAAGAAGCGCUGCGGAAUAGGCUGGCUCAGCUCCGAAAAGAAAGGAAAGAUCUACGUGCUGCCAUCGAAGUCAAUGCUGGCAGGAAGACCCAAGUGAUUCUUGAAGACAAGUUAAAGAAGCUGGAAGAGGAAUGUAAGACAAAGGAGGCUGAGCGUGUAAACCUGGAGCUAGAACUGACUGAGGUGAAAGAGAGCCUUAAGAAAGCCCUGGCUGGUGGCAUCACACUGGGCUUGGCUAUUGAGCCCAAGUCAGGAACAUCAAGCCCACAGUCUCCAAUUUUCAAGCACCGAACUUUGGAAAACUCUCCAAUCUCCAGUUGUGAUACCAGUGACACCGAGUGCUCAAUACCUGUGAACAGUGCAGCAGCUCUGAAGCGACCUCCCUCAUCAAACAGUUCUCCAUGUCGGGGGCAUGUACUUCGAAAAGCAAAGACAGUGCAACCCAAGCUGUGCUCAGUCCAUUCGCCAGGAGCAGCAGCCAAAUCCUGCCAUCAGGUAUGCAUCUGCAGCACACCCGCCUUUCAGUGGGCGUUAAAAGUGCAUAUGCAAGGGUGGAAUUUGGCUCUCAAUUCUUCUGGCCUUUUGCAGUUGUGAGUGAGCCCAGGCCUUAUAGAUGUGGCUAAACAAAAGGAGUCACACGAAUGGGAGAUGAAAAACGGAACAUAAGUACAGCAAAACCACUCACUUCCAUAAAGGCCUUGCCUAUUAUGGACCACAACAUAGGCUGCAAAGGACUCAUCCGGUGUAUCAAGCGAUACAACAUAAGAAGUUUUAUAAUUCUGUUAAGUUAAUGGUAGCUUGGCGCUAAUUUGCCUGUAUUCCCUCUACUGUAUUGCUGUGUAACUACAUGUGCCCCUUUUUAUUACCUGUAACUCUUUAUUUCCAGCUUCACUGGUAAUGCAAAUGGAAACCAAAAAGCAAACCAACCGUAGUAAGUAAAAAGAGGCAUAUAGUUGCAAUUGAAAGUUUACUUUCUGAAACAGUACAGACCAGCAGUGUGAAUUACAUUGCAUCAAAUGGCCUGAACAGCACUGAAGACUGGUGCAUUAUUUAAGACAGAUGUGAACUCAUUUCAGAUAAGUACUCUUGCAGGUGACACUGCUUUGGAGAGCUCUGCAUGACACAGAGGUAGCUGAGGCAAGUGGUCACAUUGCUACUAGUGGUCCAUGUGGCAAAAGAAAACUGAAGAAAUGGCUUCACAUGAAUGGCAUGACCUGCUUGGACUGGGAAGUGGGGAGUUCAUCACUGCUACUGCCUUGAUGGCAGUGAGAGACAGUGGAAUGACACAACUCAGCUGAGAAGAGUUUUCAGAUACUUUUUAAGGUAGAUUUUUGUCAUUGGAAAAUAAAAAGCUUCCACACAUUGAAAAAAAUAGAUUUUAGUACAUUAGCUUUAUUCUGAGGCACCAGUCAUUUUCAAAAGGCUUGUUGCCUAGCAGUGAUUCAUUUCUGAUUUUGUUAGAAGGCAAACAGGUAUUUUUAGAUAUUGCUUCUUUUCUAUGCUUUUUGAAAAAGAAAAAGAAAUGUAAUUGAAAUUAAUCCUCAACAGAUAAUGGCAACUCAGAAUAGCUUUUGAGGUCAGUCAUGUAUUUUUUUUUAAAUAUAGUAUUGUUAAACUUGAGUUAUAGAACACUGCUGUACUUCAUUUUCUUCGCCUUUUCAGACCUCAGCUGUUAUUUUUGAGGAAAACAAGACUGAAAGGAUGAUAAUUUCAAGGCUUUUUUAUAAACAUUUUUACAAAGAAUUGGGGAUUUUCUCAGACAGAAGUCGGAUUACUAGGAAACAGUAUCUUGCAUUUUAGUCUGUGACAUUAUAGACGUGUUCAUCUUUGUCUGUGUGUGUCACUCCUGUGAAAUUACAUGCAUUAAAUUGCCAGCUGAAGCCUUUCAAAAUCUCAAGAUUGGCAUAAGAUAGAAAAAAACAACGUGUAACAAAUUGGGGUUUUUAUUCUCUUUGUUUGUUUUUUUAAGCUUCUGGAAAGCCUUCAGUCAUGUUCUCAACAUUUUUCUCCUCAACUGUGAAGAUUAAAAAACUAAUUUAAAAAAAUUGAAAUACUACUCAUAUUUUGAGAUAAUUGGAGAAGUUAGGGCUGGAAACUUGAUAGAUGAUUAGGACUUGCAAUUAAAGUCGCAGAAGCAGGCAAUGCAGUAGUUAUCAAGGAUAGCAAAUCUCUUUACGGUCCAGGCCCACAGGUUGCCUCUUCUCUUUAGGAAGAACUGUAAUUCCUGAAGCCUAGACAGGUUGUGACAGCUGAUGUGGUCAGCUGAGCAUUCAGCUCAUCCCUGACCUGCUGCAUCAGAGGAACUCCUGUGGGAGCUGUUUGGAUCAGUAAACCCAGGGCCCCAGCGCUGAACUGUCAGAAAGUCUCAAUGCAUGGCAGCUCCCUCCAAUCAGGCCGCCGUGAAUGCCAAGUGCUUUUGAAAAGUGGGUCUGUAACAGUCUACAUGCAAGGGCUAAAUCCUGUUCCCAAAUGCAGUUAGGGAUCUAAUUGACCUUAGCAGAGGAGAAAUGGGGCUCAAAAUUAGAGAAGGCUCUUUGCUUCUUGGGACUGUGCUUUGCACAAGGUGCCACGAGAAUGCGAAUAUAAUGGGAAAAAAAUAUCAAUGUGGUUCUCUGUGAAACCAGGAUAUAUGUAUAUUUUUUUUAUAUUAGUUUAGGUCUGCUUACUUAUUAACUCUUUAAGUGGAGAGCACAUCCCAUACUGUAUGACUAUGGACUAAGCAGUAUCAAGUUCCCAUAAAUUUUAGCAGAAAUAAAUUUGAAAGAAAAGUAAGUUCAUUUAGGCUUUUUAUUUCAAAUUAAGUUAUUUAUUUGUAUAUUUCAAUAAAUAUUUAUUUUAUAUCUGUACAUAUUUAUGAUGCAAAUUAGGCUUCUAGUCAACAUUUGCAAAGAUGUAACAGUUGCCAUUAAGUGGUCCCACAACAAGUAAUGCAGAGUAAUCAAAAGUAAUCAAAUUCAGUUCAUUUGAGUCAAUCUUAUUUACCCAAUAUUGGUGUUGUAUCUUCCACCCCCUUUCACCUUUCCUCCUGCAAAGGGUCCUUAAAGCCAUCCCCCCUUCCCCCUUAUCCUUUAGUGACAUAUCUAUUCUAUAUAAUAGCCAAGGUUUUGAAAGGAUGAAACAACAAAAAACAACUCUGGAAAUAACCUCUUGAUAGACCACAUCCAGUGCUGUGAAAUACGUUCCAUUUUGUUUAACAGUGCUGUUGCUGUGUGAUUUAUAUAAAAAGCAGCAGAGCUUGUAUUUUCCACAUUUUUAUGAUUUCAGGAUCACCAGACAAAGUCAGCGAUAGUAUGACUUUUUUAAUGGAAAAAUAUUGUAUUUUAAACCAUUGCAUAUCUAUGUCUUUUGAGAAGAUGUUAUACUCGUGCUUCCUCAAACUCUUGUUACUGUACCAGGUGCUUUGAAAUUUUUUUUUAAUAAAUAAGUGAUGAUUUUUUAAAGACAACAUCAUAAUCUUGGGGGAUCAGAUGUGUUUUUUUUAAUGAGGUGAUUGUGGUAAUUUGAUUUUUCAGAUGGAGAGUACUUAAUUUACUAUCUUUUUUUUUUUCAUUUAAGACACUUUCAAACUAAUUGGCCAGGCUGUGUGUUGUAAGAUAAUGUUCUCAUAUUAAGAAUGUAAUUAUUUCCUUAUUGUAUUUUUUAAAAACAAAAUCAUAUUUAAAAAUCUCUGUGAAAAAACCAUGAAAGAAACAUGAAAAAAGUUUUUGUUUUAUUUUUGUUAUUGGAUAUGUUGGCGGUGCCCAUUAUAAUUGACUGUAAAUAUAGUCUUUCUACUGUAUUUCUCAAUGUAUUUAAUUUUGUCUUUUGGCACACAUCCAUAGAAACUUCUUUUUUUAAAAAAAAGUCCAAACCAGACCCACCUACAAACGUGUGUCUUAGUAGCUUCAACUAACUUUAUGCCUUUCUAGUUUAUUCUUCAGAAAGUCUUGCAGAGUGUGAAAAAAGACAGGCACCUGGUAGGUGCGACAGAUCCAAGACCAUUAUUAAUAAAGUUACGUGUCAUAAAUAUG